GAGCCCGCGCCGCCCUGUCGGGACCGCAUUCCGGCCGCCCGCUCCUCUCUGCGGCGCCCUUUGCAGGCCGGAUGGCGGAGACCUGGAGGCUCCUCUCGGGAAACGGGCGUUCCCUGAAGAGGGUGAAGAGAUUAAUCUGCGCCUCUGUUGUACUGCCGGUUUCGGGCCCUGUGUGGACGAGGCUGGUGGGUGUGUCGUGCACGGGACUGAGCCAGCGGUUCUGCAGUGUCGUCUCCAGAAUGGGGACUGUAAACUCUGUGACGGACACUGACGGAAGAGACCAAGAUGAGCACUGAGAGGAAAUUUGGUGUGGUGGUGGUUGGCGUUGGCAGAGCUGGCUCCGUGAGGAUAAGGGACUUGCGGGAUCCACACUCUUCAGCAUUCCUGAACCUGGUUGGAUUUGUGUCCAGACGAGAACUUGGGAGUCUUGAUGAAGUACGGCAGAUCCCUUUGGAAGAUGCUCUCUGCAGUCACGAGAUUGAUGUCGCCUAUAUUUGCAGUGAGAGUUCCAGCCAUGAAGACUAUAUAAGGCAGUUUCUUCAGGCUGGCAAGCAUGUCCUGGUGGAGUACCCCAUGGCAUUGUCGUCUGCAGCAGCCCAGGACCUGUGGGAGCUGGCUGCACAGAAAGGGAAAGUCCUACAUGAGGAGCAUGUGGAACUCUUGAUGCAAGAAUUUGCGUUCCUGAAAAAAGAAGUUGCAGGGAAAGAACUCCUGAAAGGGUCUCUUCACUUCACAGCUAGCCCACUGGAAGAAGAGAAAUUUGGCUUCCCUGCGUUCAGUGGCAUUUCUCGCCUGACCUGGCUGGUCAGCCUCUUUGGGGAGCUUUCUCUUAUUUCUGCCACCUUGGAAGACCGAAAAGAAGAUCAGUAUCUGAAAAUGACUGUGCAGCUCGAGACCCAGGACAAGGGUCUCUUGUCAUGGAUUGAAGAGAGAGGGCCCGGCUUCAAAAGAAACCGAUAUUUAAACUUCCAAUUCAAAUCUGGGUCCCUGGAGAAUGUGCCAAAUGCAGGAGUCAAUAAGAACAUCUUUCUGAAAGACCAAGAUAUAUUUGUUCAGAAGCUCUUGGGCCAGGUCUCUGCAGAGGACCUGGAUGCCGAGAAGAAGCGCAUCCUGCAUUGCCUGGGACUGGCCGACGACAUCCGGAAGCUCUGCCGCCCAGAGUGAGGAGGAGGCUUCACCUCUGAAACAGGGCCGGGGUCUUCUCAACAGCUCGCCUUUAGCUCUGACAAUUAAAUAUGGUGGAUAAACAGAAUGAGAAUAGUAUUCUGAGCUGUGUUGGGGAUAGUAUUUGGUGCUGGAGCCAUCCUGUGGGAAUAAGAGAAGAACCUUCUGAGGUCAUGGUUUAUACAUACUUGUCUUCCUAGUAGCAGCCCUGUGAGAAGGAUAUGGAAUGCUGUUUUCAUUCUUGUGGAAAAGCUGGCUUGAAGUUAUCUAGGCAGGGGUAGAAAAAGUAGAUUUGAAGGUCUACCCGUGUUCCAAACCACUUACUAAGAACUGCAUUCUGUCCUUUAGGGAAUGUGACUGUCCCUCACAGUCACAGGGUCACUGCUAGUUGCUGGUGAUCCUAUCUUACUGACCAGUGUGUAACUUGCAAGUUAGUCAAAGGAAGCGUGCCAACAAUAAUAAAUGACAACAAGAAUGUGAAUAAAAUGACUGCACCCAUCCA
Molecule: messenger RNA, 1666 nt
Organism: Psammomys obesus (fat sand rat)
Lineage: Eukaryota; Metazoa; Chordata; Mammalia; Rodentia; Muridae
Gene: Blvra
Product: biliverdin reductase A
Exons: 8
Coding region: 286-1164 (292 amino acids)
Biological process (GO): heme catabolic process
Cellular component (GO): cytoplasm
Molecular function (GO): nucleotide binding; biliverdin reductase [NAD(P)H] activity; zinc ion binding
Source: RefSeq, a predicted model, not a curated record